Alosa sapidissima (American shad) is the source of this 4832-nucleotide messenger RNA. RefSeq names its product unc-5 netrin receptor Db (gene unc5db). The record is from RefSeq and is a predicted model, not a curated record. Gene Ontology annotation, biological process: netrin-activated signaling pathway. The transcript has 17 exons. Gene Ontology annotation, molecular function: protein binding; netrin receptor activity. Bases 229 to 3027 code for a protein of 932 amino acids. NCBI's taxonomy places the organism in Eukaryota, Metazoa, Chordata, Actinopteri, Clupeiformes, Clupeidae. Gene Ontology annotation, cellular component: membrane.
GCGAUACUAACCCGUAGUUAUGGUGACUCAACUUAGGAGAAACGGGAUGCUGCCUGUCUUUGAUUCAGCAUUAGCUUUUGCCAAGAAAGUCAAAGUCCUUUGUCGUGUUCCUUUGCCGUAUGCACUAAGCGCACAGGAACUUGCUGUAAAGGCGCUGAAAAUGUCCUACGACUGAAAUGCGAGGAUUUUGCCUCGUUUAAUGCGCAAGAAGAGACGAGAGAAACAGUCAUGGGAAUGCUUGAAAGAAGACUGCUCGUCGCUUUGGGCAUUCUUAUGCUCCCCGUGUUCUGCUUUACGCGUACAUCAAGUAAAGCAGCCUCGGGUGAUGCCAGCCCAGAUGCCCAGAGCACGUUGCCCCACUUCCUGAUGGAGCCUGAGGAUGCCUACAUCAUCAAGAGCAACCCGGUGAAGCUGAAGUGCCGGGCGACGCCCGCCCUGCAGAUCUUCUUCAAGUGCAAUGGGGAGUGGGUGCACCAGAGCCAGCACUCAUCCCAGGAGUACAUGGAUGAGAGCACAGGCCAGAGGGUGCGUGAGGUGGUGAUAAAUGUGACGCGACAGCAGGUGGAGGACUUCCACGGCCCUGAGGACUACUGGUGUCUCUGUGUGGCCUGGAGCCACCUGGGCACCUCCAAGAGCCGCAAAGCCACCGUCCGCAUCGCCUACCUGCGGAAGAACUUUGAGCAGGACCCUCAGGGGAAGGAGGUGCCAAUCAAGGGCAUGAUUGUGCUUCACUGCCGGCCCCCAGAGGGAGUGCCCAUGGCUGAGGUGGAGUGGCUGAAAAAUGAGGAGCUGGUGAGCUCCAUCGCCGACGACAACAUCGACACGCGCGCCGACCACAACCUCAUCAUCAACGAGGCCCGCCUUUCUGACUCAGCUAACUAUACGUGCCUGGCCAGCAACAUCGUGGCCAAGAGACGCAGUGCCACAGCAACCGUGGUGGUUUUUGUAAAUGGCGGCUGGUCUUUGUGGACUGAGUGGUCGCCCUGUAAUGUAAAUUGUGGCAGAGGCAUUCAGAAACGCACUCGCACCUGCACCAAUCCUGCCCCCCUGAAUGGAGGUGCAUUUUGCGAGGGCAUGUCUGUACAAAAGAUCACCUGCAACGCACUCUGCCCUGUGGACGGCGGCUGGGACGAGUGGGGCGAGUGGAGCACAUGCAGCGCCCAGUGCGAGCGUCAGCGCGCGAGGGAGUGCACGGCGCCAGCUCCCCGCCACCGCGGCAAGAUGUGCGAGGGCGAGAGCGAGGCCACGGAGAACUGCACGGGAGGCUUGUGCACCGAGAAUCGAAAGCUGCUGCAUGAUGUAAAACCUCAAAGCAUGGACGGUACUAAUGAUGUGGCCCUAUACUCGGGACUGGCAGCUGGGGUCAUCGCGGUUGCCGUCCUUGUUGUGGCUGUCACGCUCUACAGGAAGAGCCAGAGCGAGUAUGGGGUUGAUGUCAUCGAUUCGUCUGCACUCACCGGAGGCUUUCAAUCCUUCAACUUUAAGACCACCAGACAAGGCAACCCUCUCCUACUGAAUUCCUCAAUGCAGCCCGAUAUAACAGUGGGGCAGACAUACAGCAGCCCGAUCUGCUUUCAAGACUCCAUAGACAAAGAGCUCUUUGACCCCCUGCCCGACAUCAAGGUCAAAGUUCAGAGCUCCUUUAUGGUUUCACUAGGUGUGGCUGACCGGGCAGAGUACCACGUCAAAGCCCACCCCGAGACCUUUCCCCGCGGCAUGGACAGAGACUGCCACACCAUGGAUGGCCGGAAGAAGAACCUGACGCUGCUCUCGCGCCCCAGCGCGCUCACGGCCGGCAAGGCACAGCCGAGAACCACAGGUGUCUUCGGGCAUCUGGGCGGCCGUCUGGUUGUGCCGAACACCGGGGUGAGCUUGCUGGUAUCCCAUGGGGCCAUUGCUGAGGACACCUCUUGGGAAAUGUAUAUGGUGAUAAAUCAGAGGGAAUCCAGUGUGAAGGCAGCAGAGGGCUAUGAAAUUCUCCUGGCGCCAGAGGUGACAUACGGUCCCCCAGGGCUUGACCUCUCCUUCCCUGUCGCAAUGACAAUUGCCCACUGUGCCGAGGUUAACGCUGCAAACUGGAACAUCCAGCUCAAGAGACAAGCAAAGGACAACAAGUGGGAGGAAGUGAUGUCAGUGGAGGAUGAGUCAACGUCCUGUUACUGUUUAAUGGAGGCCAACUGCUGCCAUGUGCUGUUGGACCAGCCCGGCUCAUACGCCCUGGUGGGCGAAGCGCUCACCGAGGAGGCCGUGAAGAGGAUGAAGCUGGCUGUCUUCGGCAGCACGGAGCCCAACUCCACGGACUACAGCCUCCGCGUGUAUUGUGUGGAUGACACGCCAUAUGCCUUUCAGGGAGUGGUUACCACGGAGACAAGCAAAGGUGGACAGCUUCUGGAGGAGCCCAAGAUUCUGCUCUUUAAAGGGAACUCGCUCAGUCUGCAGGUGUCCAUCCAGGACCUCCCCCACUUUUUAUGGGAUAUCAAACCCUUCACUACCUGUCAGGAAUUCUCCUUCUCCCAAGUGUGGUGCAGCAACCAGCAACCCUUGCACUGUGCCUUCCUACUGGAGAGAUAUAGUUCGGCCAACACCCAGCUGUCCUGCAAGAUCAGCGUGCGGCAGGUCAAGGGCCACGAGCAGAUUCUGCAGGUCUACACUUCUGUCACAGAGAGUGAAAAACAGACGGUUCCAUAUUUUAUGCAGGCAGACUGCACAGUCACCUCGCACACGGGGGCCAAAGCCUUCAAAAUACCACUGUCAAUCCGACAGAGGAUCUGCGCCACUUUUGACACUGCCAAUGCUAAAGGCAAGGACUGGCAGCUCUUAGCACAGAAGCUCCACAUAGAGAGGAACUUGUCCUAUUUUGCGAAGCAGAGGAGUCCCUCUGCAGUCAUCCUGAGCCUGUGGGAGGCUCAGAACCAGGACAAUGGCGACCUUGACUCGCUAGCCAGCGCUUUGGAGGAGAUAGGCAAGAUCAACUCGAAGCACCAGCUCAAGAGCCCAGAGGAGCCACGCCAAGACUAUAACCAAUGAGGGAACAUUUUCGGUCUUAUUAUGGAUGAAAAAAAACACAAACAAGACAAAAUGAAACAAACUUCAAAAAUUCAAAAAAAUGGCCUAAUAUAAUCAACAUUCUGGCGGUCAACAUGCGGUAGGAGAAUGCAAACUCAAUCCCUGCAUCUCCAGGGUUAGUCACAGGGGAGUGCUGGUCAAAGCAAAGUCCACAGCAACGUAUCAAUUACCUAAAAAGCAAACUGUUCAAGUGCUUUGUACGAGCAAAAUGUCAUCUGUCAGAUCUUGCUUGCAGAUCAAAGGCACUGUAUUCUGUAUUAUAUGUGUGUGUGUGUGUGUGUGUGUGUGUGUGUGUGUGUGUGUGUGUGUGCGUGCGUGUGUGUGCGUGCGUGUGUGGUGGUAAUUUUUUACCAUAGAAUGAAUAAAGAAACUUGGUACCAGUCUACUGCAGCCAAAAGAAAGUUUAACCUCUUCGUUCAAGUCCAUCUUCAUCAUGUCAUAUUUUCUCGAGGUUUAUGGAGGCUUUACUCUUGAUAUGUGGUUGUUAAGCGUGAUUUCUGUUACACACACGUGCGUGUAUAUCUACCUUUGAAUUAUGUCCUGCUUGUACUCCUUUUAUUGAAGUUUGCCUUCUGAAAAGGACUGCAUUGCACUUAUGUGUUUGUUUGAUUGUUUUUUUUGUUGUUAUCUGUGUUUUGUUUACCCUGAAGAACCCGUGAACUCUAAUAGAAGCUCCGAGUUUACUCCAUAACUGCUAAACACUUUCUCAUAGUACCAAACUCACAAAGUAGCAUUUUUUUUCUCUGACCAUGAUAAGUACAGUCUCUAUGUUUGUACUAAUCCCUUCCCUCUCCGAGCCUUGGUCUAUGGUGUUUGAUCUUAUUUGCAUAUAUAUUGACUCUUACAUUUUCACAUCUGUACCAAAUAGCAGAGGAGAAUUUAAAAUGCUACACUAGGGACUGUGUUGAUUUUUCCGCUUCCUCCAUCCAGAUAUAUACCACUGUGCUGAUGAAAAAGGGAAUCUGCGCAUAGUGCUUCUGCGUGAAACUGUUGGCGUUUGGAUGGGAAUGUAGUGAGCCUUGGUUUUGCAAACAGUAGAGUCCUAUUUUUUUGCUGCAAAGGAACCUCCUAAGAUCAACUCACCCUUUACCUAUAUCAGGUCUCUAAAAAUAUCAGUUCCAAUAUCACGCCACAUAAGUCACACCAGCAGAAGGCCCUGGGAAGGGACACUAUAUAUCUGGAAGCUUAGCUUUUUCCCCUCUCAUUAGCAUAUAUUUAACUAUUAUUUACCAGAGAAGAUUGUUUCAUGUUUCAUGGAUUCAGUGGUUUCAACAACAUUUUUUUUUUUUUGAAGUUGGGUAGUUGUGUUUAGUUUGUUCAACAUUCCUGUGACCUAAACAUGCAUAUUUUGCUCAGGUUCAGACAUUAUGCAAGGUUAGCAGGUCCACAAAAAUAUGCAUAACCGCUGGACAUACCACUUCACCUACAAGUGUUUGUGCCGUAAUUGUCAUUCUGCGGCACAGUGGAUGGGCCUGCCGUUAACCUCGUAACAUUACUGAAAAAACACCCAGUAUUUGAUGUUAUUCUUACUGUAAAACACAACUUCAUUUCAUUCAAGUAGUAUGUGUCGACUGCUCCCAACAGCAUUUGCUCUGUCAGUGUAUACACUGUUGAGACAUCGCAACAACAUUAUGAAGGAUUGAGGCCUGCUAUGACAACACUAAAGAUUAGGGGCUUGCUGUUGUGGUGUCUUUCCCUCCUAGCUUGCUUUUAAAAAGCCAUGCUACUCUGUCCUGUGCCAUGCAGAGCUUAGGUUGUCUUACCAU